AUGUUAACCACACUGCUUUUCACUUUGCUAAUUGGCGUUUCUUGUGCUUUCAGAAACCCCAUUAUACCAGGUUUCAACCCGGAUCCAAGCAUCAUUAGGGUCGAGAAUGAUUACUUCUUGGUUACUUCCACAUUCGAAUUUUUUCCAGGGGUUCCAGUUUAUCAUUCGAAAGACUUGAUCGACUGGACAUGUAUUGGCCAUGCACUUAAUCGCCCUUCGCAGUUGAACCUGCGCGGAACUGCACCUAGUGGGGGUAUCUUUGCCCCAACUUUACGAUACCACGAAGCCUCAAAGACUUUCUAUAUGAUUACAACUUGGUUUGACGUUAUUAGUCCGCCGGAUAAUACUACUGGAACCCCACGGUCCAUGUAUGUUAGCACCAAAAACAUUUUGGACGAGACCUCUUGGGGCGACCCGAUCUAUGUCGAUCAAUGGGGUUUCGAUCCUGACCUUUUCUUCGACACUGAUGGUAAAACGUACCUUACAACUACAAUGGGUUCUGGUUUCAUCGAUCCAGACUCCGGAUACUUCGCAAUCUGGAUAACUGAAAUCGACCUCAAAACUGGCAACUCUUUGACUGAAUCCCGGUAUUUCUACCGCAGCGAGCUGCCUAUCAACACCCCCCGCCUUGCGGAAGGAUCCCACAUCUAUAAAUUCAAUGGAACAUACUAUCUCCUCACUGCCGAAGCAGGUACUGAAGUCCAACAUCGUGCUAUGUGGCAUCGGUCGAAUUCCCUACACGGGCCUUGGGAGUCUAGUCCAUACAACCCCUUUGUCUUCAACGGCCGUAAUCUCUCACAGCCAAUUUUAUCAACUGGCCACGCAGAUAUCGUACAAACCCCCAACGGGGAUUGGUACACCGUAUUCCUCGCUACUCGUCCUCAAAAUCCAACAGAUUCUUCUGGAGUUCCGCAAUUAGGACGUGAAACCUUUUUAGCGCCUGUAACCUGGAAAGAUGGCUGGCCAAUUGCAAACGGCGGGAAGGAUAUCACCUUCGAAAUUUCAGGGUUGUAUAAUAAGCCCCGCCCAAAGGUAUGGCAAGAUCAUUUCUGGAACGGGGAGUAUAAUGGAUUUGCGGACAGAAGGUACUAUACACAACGAACACCAACAAAGGCGUUCCAUAGCUUUAAGGCCAGAAAAGGGUGGUUGAGACUUUAUGGGAAUGUAUAUACUCUGAGCGACCGACAGACCCCGGCAAUGUUCUUGAGGAAACAAGAAGAUAUCAAUACGGUGUUUAACACUGAACUGGAGUUCUACCCCACCAGUGCGAGACAUAAAGCCGGAGUGACUGCGUUCUUAAGCACUUGGCUUCACCAAGAUAUAGUUAUAACGCUCCAUCCAGAAACUGGAAAGAGAGUUGUCGCAGCAACAACUAGAACCGGGAAGGAACCGGUGGCGAAGACGACGUACGUUGAGAUUCCGGAGACAGGAACAGUCAAGUUAUGGAUCAAAUGUGAGGCGGAUAAGUAUACCUUGGGGUACAGCUUGGGCCAUGAUAGGAAAGCUACUUGGGUUGCUAGCGCAGAGAGUAAAUGGAUGCAGAGUUAUCCAUCGGGAUGGCAAAACUUUGUUGGUACGCAUCUUGGGGUUUUUGCGACUGGUGAUGGAUUACCGAUUUUGGUCCCAGCGGACUUUAAAUGGAUUAAAACAGAGGGUGGUGAUUGGUAG
Orbilia oligospora ATCC 24927 is the source of this 1668-nucleotide messenger RNA. RefSeq lists its product as uncharacterized. The transcript is spliced from 6 exons. Bases 1 to 1668 code for a protein of 555 amino acids. Gene Ontology annotation, biological process: carbohydrate metabolic process. Gene Ontology annotation, molecular function: hydrolase activity, hydrolyzing O-glycosyl compounds. The record is from RefSeq and is a predicted model, not a curated record. NCBI's taxonomy places the organism in Eukaryota, Fungi, Ascomycota, Orbiliomycetes, Orbiliales, Orbiliaceae.